AUGGCUCUCUACACCAUUCCAAUGUGGCUCUUUCUUAUUCUAUUCCCUCUACUGCUUUUUUUACUCUUGAAAAAGAUUCAAUCACUCAAAAUACUAAACAAGCGGCUCCCACCAAGCCCUCCCAAGCUUCCAGUUCUAGGAAAUUUACACCAACUAGGAGAGUUGCCUCAUCAAUCUUUGAGGCAACUCUCUAACAAAUAUGGACCGGUCAUGCUUCUAAAACUUGGUCGUAUACCCCUUACUGUAAUCUCCUCCGCUCAGGCGGCAAGAGAUGUCUUAAAAAAUCAUGACCUUGACUGUUGUAGCAGACCACCCUUGACAGGAACCAGGAAGCUUACUUAUAAUUAUUUAGAUAUGGCUUUCUCACCAUAUAGUGAGCACUGGAGAGAGAUAAGGAAAAUAUGUGUUCUUGAGCUUUUUAGCCUGAAGAGGACGCAGUCAUUUCAGUUCAUUAGGGAAGAAGAAACCGCUUUUCUAAUCAAUUCGAUCUCAGAAUCAUCAUCAUCUUCAUCUUCUGUUGAUCUUUCGGAGAAGAUGUUUGCUCUUACAGGAAGUAUAGUAUUUAGGAUGGCUUUUGGGAAGAGAUUUCGAGGGAGUAAAUUUGAUAAUCAUAGAUUUGAAGAAUUGGUUCAUGCUGCUGAGUCUGUAGUAGGAGGUUUCACUGCAAAUGAGUGUUUUCCUUACAUAGGUUGGAUUAUUGACAGAUUGACCAGUUAUCAUACAAAACUUGAGAGAGUUUUCCAUGAAUUGGAUACUUUAUUCCAGCAGAUAAUUGAUGAUCAUCUUAAACCUGAGAGGUCAAAACAAGAGGUGCAGGAAGAUUUUAUCGAUGUGAUGCUGAAAAUAGAGAGGGAAGAAACGGAAUCUCGGCUCUCGAAAGAUCAUAUAAAGGCUGUACUCCUGAAUAUGUUUUUGGGUGGAGUAGACACGAGUGCAAUUACUGUGAUCUGGGCAAUGGCAGAGCUAGCCAAGAAUCCAAGAUUGAUGCAUAAAGCACAAGACGAAGUUAGAAAGUGUAUCGGACAGAAAGGAAGAGUAACUGAAUCUGACAUCGACAAACUUGUAUAUCUGAAGAUGAUAAUCAAAGAAACUUUGAGAUUACACCCUCCUGCCCCACUAUUAAUUCCAAGAGAAGCUAUAUCCCAAUUCAACGUUAAUGGAUACAACAUUUACCCAAAAACACUAAUCCAAGUUAACGCUUGGGCAAUUGGAAGAGAUCCUAAAUGCUGGAACAACCCUGAAGAAUUCUCCCCAGAAAGAUUUAUGAAUAACUCCAUUGAUCUUAAAGGGCAAAAUUUUGAGUUUUUGCCAUUUGGAUCUGGUCGAAGAAGUUGUCCCGCUAUGCAUAUGGGAUUAAUAACAUCGGAACUUGCACUUGCAAAUCUCUUGUAUUGUUUUGACUGGAAAUUACCCAAUGGAAUGAAGGAGGAUGACCUGAACAUGGACGAGUCAGCUGGGGUGAGCCUUACAGUUUCAAAAAAAAUUCCUCUCAUCCUUGUGCCAGUCAAUUACCUCCAGCAGCCGUGAGUAAAUAAGACAGGGCUCUAGAUCUCUAUCUAAUAAUGUAAAAUAAUAAUAUGUCAACAAGCAGUUUUGGAGUCGGGCCUUCACUUGGUGCGGUUUGUGAAUUG
Pistacia vera is the source of this 1631-nucleotide messenger RNA. Its product is annotated as cytochrome P450 71B10-like. The coding region runs from base 1 to 1527 and encodes 508 amino acids. Gene Ontology annotation, molecular function: oxidoreductase activity, acting on paired donors, with incorporation or reduction of molecular oxygen; heme binding; monooxygenase activity. Lineage: Eukaryota; Viridiplantae; Streptophyta; Magnoliopsida; Sapindales; Anacardiaceae. The transcript is spliced from 2 exons. The record is from RefSeq and is a predicted model, not a curated record.